GAAGAGAAAGCGAAAGAUAGAGAGAGACUCAACACCACCACCCACAUCAAAACAAAAUCCCAGAUCUCGCUCCAUCUUUAAAACCCAGAUUCAGGAAACACGGGAAGAGGGUAUAGGCUGAAUCAGGGGGAAGCAGAAUGGUGCAGAAAUCGUUGAUCUACGCUUUUGUCUCCCGUGGGGAGGUGGGAAUUUCAAUUCCAUUGCGUUCCAGUUCUGCAGAAGCUUCCGGCUUCCAACAACAAGUUCACGUACAACUACGAUGGCGACACCUUCAGUUACCUCGUCGACAAUGGCUACACAUAUUGUGUGGUUGCUGAAGAAUAGGUAGGACGGCAUAUACCAAUUGCUUUUCUGGAGCGUGUCAAGGAUGACUUUAUGUCAAAAUAUGGAAGUGGAAAGGCUGCCACAUCUCUUGCAAACAGCCUCAAUAAAGAAUUUGGGUAUUAAGAGUAUGUAUGGUUAAACCUCAAUUUAUCAAGAGAAAUGAAUUCAAAUUUUAUCA
Molecule: messenger RNA, 502 nt
Organism: Rubroshorea leprosula
Lineage: Eukaryota; Viridiplantae; Streptophyta; Magnoliopsida; Malvales; Dipterocarpaceae
Source: the annotation of a GenBank genome assembly